Messenger RNA from Giardia duodenalis, 5607 nucleotides. RefSeq lists its product as uncharacterized. Bases 1 to 5607 code for a protein of 1868 amino acids. The transcript has a single exon. The record is from RefSeq and is a predicted model, not a curated record. NCBI's taxonomy places the organism in Eukaryota, Fornicata, Diplomonadida, Hexamitidae.
AUGCUCCUCGACACAUCGAACUCCUUUCUUUGGACAGGUUGCGAACUUGCAAUUCUCGAUGACGACCACUCUAACAUACACGUUUUCGCAUGUCCUUAUAAUGCCAACCUUCCUAAUUCGUCUUACCAUGCCUCCAAGCCUCCAGAGCUACUAUCCAUCGAACACAUCCUGAGUAUCCCUGUCUAUCAGUAUGCACAGGUAUCGCUAGUUCCAACGGUGGAAAAAGAUAUUCCUUCAAUCUCACUUCUCAUCAAUGAAUCCAUGCUAAUCGUGGUUGAUCGCUGUGGCGGACUGCUUCGGCUCUAUGCCGAGGAAAAUGUCGGGUGCGCAUUUGCGGAAAUCUGUAACAUCCUUCGUUUGACAGAAACACGCUAUCUUCUAUUUACCACAAAGGAUAUCGUAGAUCUGGAUUUGGAACUACAUGCGCCCCAGGCUUACGUUGAUGUGGGUAGUUCCCAGGUUAUCCACAUGUCUGACGACCCCGCGUCAUUUAUAAACGGCCCCGCACUUAACAUUAACCCAAAGUAUGUCUAUGGUCCUAAGCAUCUUCACGUUUUAGUAAUGGUUAGUAGCGACAUCUACCUUCUCAAAAUUUACGAUAUCAGUACUCGGAGAUUGGUUUGUCAGAUUUAUUUUUAUGAGCGUAUCAUUUCCCUGCAGGAGCUUCCAGGCACAGGGUACCUGGUCGUAGGUGACACAGGAAAAAUAUACCAGGUGCACUUUUAUAACGAUGCAUUUGUAUGCUCCAGCGUUGCACUGAAAGGAUUAGACCUAACACAGAACAUCGAGAAGUUCCUUGUCUUGCCACACUACGUGGCCGUUGAGACCGAAACACGAAUGCAGUACCUUUACUCCAUCGUGUGGGAGCAAGGUGUCCUGAUAUUCGACCGCCUCUUGUGGUCUGAUGACGCAUCCCUGGCCCUCUCAGCAAUCCAGGAGAAACCUGGGGCAUCUGAUCUCUUGUCCCUCAUAGCAACCAUGUAUCACGCCUCCAACAUGGUCACACAACAAGCCUCUCCUCCUUCAGAAUCCAACACGGAGGUCGCCCUGUCUCCAAGUGCGCUGUCUUCCAUGAAACAGACACUGAGUACAUCGUGCCAAGCUCCCUUUGACACACCGAGUGCAGGGGUCUUGGGUGGAGCUCCCGCCCUGCGGGCUGUUCACAAUCAUCAGCCUGCCUAUGCUCAUUCGUUGCUGAAGAAUCUAGUAAUCCACGUGUCCAACAAUACAAAUGUUCUUCUCCUUGUUCUCGAUGGAGGAUUUGUGUUAUCACCGUUAACAGAGCCCACCAGCAGUGGAGCUAGCUUCAUUAUUAGGGAGGAAUCUGAGGUCAUUUUCUCUGAGGUGCUGUCUGCUAUGAUAGGGCAUGAAAUGCCGCUGAAUGCAAUUCUCAAUGUCACCGUUCUCAAGGCCUCCAGUUACGGAUUUGUCUUCCGCCUCUUGAACCUCAGCACGGGAUCCUCGUUUGACUUCCCAUUCACAAGCACCAGUCUUGCUCGACUGGUACAGGGGUCCAGUGGUGAGCAACCCGCUUUUAGGGCCUAUAGCGUCUUUUCAGUCGAGGACUACAUCGUGACUUGGCUAUUGAUUGGCAGUGUGUGCUUUGGAUUCUACCUUUCGUUCAAAACGCGGACAUGUCUCACUGCAGAGUUUCAACUCGAGGGUGAGGCCUACUUCUCUUAUCCACUUGUCCGUCCUCUGUACAAGGGCGAUCAGAUCGAUGACUCUGGCGUCACAGGACAAUACAUUCUGACAUACUACAUCCUGGAGGUGCACAGGAGCGCAGACGCGGACCCUGAAGAACCAGGCACUCAGGCUGUUGCAGGCCAGCGGUCGCUACUAUCUCUCUUCGUUUCAACGAGGACACAUGUACUAACAGAGUUCAGCGACUCCACGUUCCAGAUAACUGAGAUAGCCACCAUUACACCCAUCUCCAUUCAGUAUGAGAUGCUUCUGCAGAGCCAGAACACGUUGCUGCGAGCAAUGAUGGUACCCUAUCUGAUUCUCUCUGAGUCCUCCUUCAUUCUAAUCACAGAGACAACCUCGGAGACGUGCUUCUAUCUCUUCGUGCUCGAUGCUCAUCGAGGGACGGCAGAUGUCUCCCUACUCGAGCACGACAUUGCACUGGGGUUUCUGUGUGAUCACAACGACUCGCUGGGUCAGUUUGGAUACACUAAAAUGGAGACUUUCCAUCUAAGCGGCCUGGUGGACUUCUACAUAAGCGGGAUACUGCGCCAGAGGCUAAGCGAUAGGACUACUAAGCGUACAGCGCAAGCAGACGCCCUUGGAGAUCGACAGGGAGAAUCGCUUGCUAAUAGGGAUACCACAGGCCUUACACCGGUCUCCACGGAAUUCUCUGGUACUUCAUUGAAGGGAACGGUCGAAAGCUUCCUCAUGCACAGACAGCCCUCCAAAGAUCCCGAGGUCUCGGUGGCUAGUGCACCAACUCUUCAGCAUCUCCUUGAAAACAUCCCGGUAGAUGUUCAUCCCAUUAUCGCCGAUGGAUCACUGGCCUCCAUGAACGAUCAAAUAGAGAGGCUGGUCAUAGACAAGCAGUACAACCCCUACGUAUCCCUGUCUGCUGCGAAGAAGCACAAGAAGGUGCGGCGCUCCCUCUACGUUUCCGUUGAUAAUGACACCGACAUGUCCGACGACCUCCUCUCUGAAUCCAGCGCGACCAGAAGUUACGCACUGUCUGCCCACGGCUCCCAGUUCCACGACGAUGGCAUGACGAGUGCAAUCUCCUUGAAGAGGAAGUUGGACACAUUCAAGAGAAGAGAAGGCUAUGCAGGAGAGUAUGCGAUCCGGCCGAUGAAAGGAAGGGUGCACCGCUUUCUUCGCCUCUGCAUAAACAUCUCCUCGGCAACAAGCAAGCAGAGUAUAGACUAUAGGGCUGAGUUAGAGAGCAUAGACAAUAUCCUGAAGGAGCUUGCUGUCUCACCCAGCCUAGAUCACACUAUUGGUGCAAGUGCCAGCCUCAGCGUCCCUAUGACACCGGCAUGGGUCGAUGCGAUGAUCAGCAGGUUUGCUUUUGAGUAUCCAGCAGCGGGAGUUUCCGUGGAAGCCCCUACGUCUCCACGCGCUCAUCAACACGCUGGCAGCACAGUUGUUCCGGAGAUGCUCCAGCAAGAGCGCAGUGCUAUCACACAUGUACUAUCUGAUGAGUUGCAGCCAGCAUUGGAGAGUGACGACAAUGAGUCUAGUUCUAACGAAAGUAUCGCUGACCAUAUAAGUGCUACUCCACGGCUUCCAUCGAAGUAUUCGACGACUAGUCAGAUGUUAAGUGUCAUGUAUGAUGCAGCUGCAAGCCCCACACCGAGUUUGCUCGAGGCCGUUGUUGAGGCAUAUCUUCCCUCGGACUACUACUCUCUGGACUCCCUUGGGUUCCUCCAGGUCUAUAACAGUACACAACGAAUUCUGGCGACCAUCCUAAUUACCCCGUUGAAAAGGCUCUACCACAACAUCUUUAUGGUGAUGGCUCAGAAAGACGGGUUCAUAACAGAGGGCCUACGGAGCCGGCUCAAGCUUGGGCGCGCCUCAACGUCAGCCUGUCAGCACCUUGACUUCUUCGCGUCAGACCUACUCAACUGCCGCGAAGUUGUCAAUUGCCUGCUCACAGAGCUUACUCCGGACCACCUUUAUAAUCACAAGCUCUCUUUCACUCUCAGUUGCCUCUCUGUGUUGGUGAUGGCAGGCGUGCUCUACAGGUUCCUCCAGGAGGCCGAUCGAAGGCCCUUCCUAUCAGCUAUUGACGCAGCUUUGGGGUUUGCAAUUGAAAGCUAUUUGUUGGCGAAUCCGGGGCGUCUUCCUUCUAUGCGUCUCGUGUUCCCGUUCUUGGCUAUUAGCUCGCCGUUCUCUAAGUUUGCGGCCGUUGCAUUUUUACGGCUACUCACUGCACGCCUCUCCAAGCUUCUUCUCGAAGAAGCCAUCCCUAAGAACACCCUUAACACGCUGGUACUUGCAACAACCGAGGUGUGCGAGCUCAGCUUUAAGCUUACGCUGUGCACGCAGCUCCCACCUAUACACAUCCUGGUCAUUCACCGUGAGAUCUUCUACAAGGCUGUGCUCGCUUUUGAAGCCCUGGCAUUCAUAAAGAACUUGAACCUAAGCGAACAGCUAGGUCUGGAAGAGCAUGUGACAGCCCUUCUCGAUGCAACCCUAGAUGAAUCCACAGCCAUAGCGUGCUACUUUAGGAACAACUUUGCCGAUGCCGACUUCAAGCGUCUUUCUCCCGGCUUUGCCUCAUACUUUUUGACUAACCUGGCCUUCUUGCUCCGCACGGUCUGCACCUAUGCAUCGGCAGUACCCACGCUGAUGCCAGCCCAGUGCAGCCAUAUCCUGCUGAAGACCACUGCCCUGCAAGAGCUGGUUGGUGCCUCAUCGGCUCUUGUCUCUAGCUGUAAAGGAAUCUCGGGGUACUACAGGGGCCUUUACGCAUCUAACAACAGUAUAGGCACCACCAGCCGAGCACAGAAGGGUGAGGGCCCUGCUUGCCAAUGCCAUCUGCACGAGUGCUUCUUCGAGGAUGCUCAGAAGAUUUUAUCUGAGUCGCCGACCACGCUCUCCAUUCGGUCCAUCUACGUGUUUGUUAAAUACGUCAGGAGGCAUGAGCAGAACGUCUGGAGGCACCACUCCACCCGGUUCAUACAGCUGCUGGUCUGCCAGAUGCAGAGGCUUUCUACACUGGAUCGGACAACAGACAGCUUGAUCGGAGCAGGCCCUCUGACCACCCUUCCGCUUGAGAACUCUGUUCUUAACCGGAAAUCCCUCCUGGCUUCUCUGCGUGAGUGUCUCUUCGACUUUUCCUAUUCUUUAUCCCCGAUUGUGCUGGUUCGCCUAACCACAGGCAACGAUAUUUCCGUCCUUCAUGGCUUCACUCCUGGCUUCCUCACGAUUAAGUUCCUCGAAUCCUCCACCCAGGCCCUCAAUCUGCAGAAGCCUCUGGUUCUUGAGCAGGCAUACAAUUACUUCCUGGAGCACAAGGCGGAGCGCUAUAAGCUGAGCAUGCUACCGCCAUUUAGCCAGCUGAAUGACCCUUUGUUAGGAAUCUCUUCUAAUAAGUACAAGACUUAUGGCAAGAUCCUCCCCUGCAUAUCCUUCAUCUCUGUAGAUCCUCAAAACGAACUUGCACUUGUGUACUGCCAUAAUUAUAACGCUCUCUUCGUCUACAAGCUCUCCACAAACGUCGACGACGUGUACCUGGUGGGGACUGGCUCCACGGAUCUUUUCACCAUCAUUUCUCCGGGCUCACAAACCCUUCUGGCUGCCAAGGUUGUCUGGACAGAGGUCAAAAAGGCCAUGAGGUCAUACACAGUUUGUGAAGUCCACUUUAUUCACGGGGACUCUCCCCAAUCAGUGGCCAGCAUAGAGGAGUACAUAUGGAAGACAACUAGGCACGAAAAGCCUGUGAAGCACCUAGCCCUCUUCUCUGUGGAGGAUGAGCAGGAGGAGUACGAGCACAGACAGCAAGAAGAGCACCGCACAGAUGCAAAAGAUUCAAUACCAAAGCCCGACAGGCGGCAGUCUUACCUGGUUACACAGGAGAAGACGACCACAAAAGAAACAAUGACCGUGAGGCUCAAGAUCAAGCGAACGGUAGCACAUUAA